Molecule: messenger RNA, 2639 nt
Organism: Lineus longissimus
Lineage: Eukaryota; Metazoa; Nemertea; Pilidiophora; Heteronemertea; Lineidae
Product: interferon regulatory factor 2-like
Exons: 11
Coding region: 179-1591 (470 amino acids)
Biological process (GO): regulation of transcription by RNA polymerase II; immune system process
Cellular component (GO): nucleus
Molecular function (GO): protein binding; RNA polymerase II cis-regulatory region sequence-specific DNA binding; DNA-binding transcription factor activity, RNA polymerase II-specific
Source: RefSeq, a predicted model, not a curated record
AUGACCUCAUUGAUUCUGAGUCUGUAUCUGUAUCUGUAUCUGUACCUGCAUUCUGUAUCUCUUUCACAAUUACUUGAUCAUUAUUCCUGCAACUAACUUGAAUCACACCUGAAGCCGGCAAUUUACCCUGCCAGAGAUUGAGAUACCCUUGCCAUCAUUCUUGUUCAUAGCAUGAAGGAUGCCGAAGCCGAAGUUACUGCUUCGUGACUUCCUGGAGAAGCACCUGGACGAGAAUAGAACACAGUGUCUACGGUGGCUUGAUAAAGAGAGGAGGGUAUUCAUGUUACAUUGGAUUCACGCGAACAGUCCAAGCUGGAGUCCACACGAUGCCAAAAUAUUCCAGGAGUGGGCUGUGUUCAAAGGCCGAUACCACCAACAGCCCGACGGUUCAUGGCCUGACCCCGACUACACCACUUGGAAGGCCAACUUCCGGUGUGCUGUGAACCGGAAUCACGACAUCAAGGAGGUUAAGAUCCCGGGUUACAACAAGGACAAGGACGUCAAAACCUACCUGUUACUACCAAGGAGAGGAAGGACAUUAGACUCUGAGUGGUACUGUGGCGACGGUAACGGGACUGACACAGACCCAGCUGAAGCACAUUCGCCUCAACAACUUGUUCCAAAACAGGAAGUCCCAUGUGCUCUAAAUACGGAUUGCUAUGCGACAGUGGCCUAUGCAAACGAGACACUCACGCAGUUUGUGCCGGAGGUGGUGGCGGCCAUGGGAGUGAGUCCACCAAGCUCCAUUGAUACAGUCACCACUGAAGCCACUGGUCUAAACGAUGUCUUCGACCUCUAUGAGUUACUACAGCGCAGCAAUAACCCAGACGACUGUGUGACAAAGCUGAUUGACCUCACCCAGAUGGAGUCUUUGCCCUUUCAUCCUGAGAAUGGUAACGUGGAACUACCGGAAUCGCUCUCGCUGUUGACCUUCACAACACCACCACAAAUGUCUGACAUGUGUAUUUGGCUGAGGUACAGAGACCACGUUGUUGGCAGGCAGUACGUCAGCUGCACUCGGGGCUGCAGGAUCAUGAAUGGCAUGGAGUCACAUCCUCCUAUCCCAGAAAAGUUCGAGGGUUCCAAGUUGUUGGGUACACCGGCCCCAGGGAUGUUCUAUACUGGCCCUAAAAUGGGCCAGUAUGCCGAGUCUACGGAUCAAAUCUUGGAUGCGGUUGGAAAUGGCCUGCAUAUUUUCUGUGACAAUUCAGGCAAUGUCUACGCCACUAGAUUAACAAGUUGCCGCGUGUACCACGCUGACCCGACCCUGAAAAAUGCUGCCGAGCCCGUACCACUACCAAGACAACGCAGUGUCAAGGUGUUCGACAGGGAGACCUUUGAAGGGAGGCUCAGAGAAUGGCGUGACAACAAGGGGCCUCAACCCAGCAUCACUAUCUUGUUUGCCCUUGGGGAGCCCUGGUCACUGACCAAGCCUAUCAAUAAAUGCCACGUCACUGUGACUGUUGUACACGCCUUCAGCGUGUUUCAGAGAGGACACAUCAAGAAAGGAAAAGGACCUGAUUCCUUGGCUGUGGAUGACGAUGCUGAGAUGAUGUGUGCAGACUUACAUUCGGUCAGUACAUACAACUGACUGGAGAGUCGGUGCACAAAACUGAUUGGACCGACGGGAAUAACUUCAAAUGCAACCAGCUGGUUUAUAGCAAGCACAAUCAGCCAACAUCAGCCUUGAGAUGAAAUGGGCGGCGAUAGAGUGAGGAAAAACAAUUCACGAAAGCCUUUACAAAGGUGACCCAUGUUACAACAGGAGUUACAGUUUACGACAGCUUUCAGACUUGUGACCCGUGUUAAAAUAAGAACGAACGUUCAUGACGGCCUUUUGAAGUGGACCCAGCCUUUAGAAUUGUACGCCUUUAUGUGUUCUUAAAGCCAUUUCUUGUUAUGUUAUUAUAUCCAAGAUACAUUCAUAUUUGCCAUAAACUGAAUUAUAUAAUUUAAAGGACAAAGCUUGGAAAACUCAACCAAUGGUAGAAAUACAUAGUACAUACAAAGAUAUUUCAAAUCGGGUACGUUUUACACACAUAUCGUGAUGAUAAUGAUUCUUCUGAAGUUAUCAAGAACUUAAAAUGUAUAUCGGAUACAUCAGUCCGUCUGUGGCAGUUCUGUUCUCAUUGUAUUUUGUCUGCUGUGCUGGUGUUUCCGAACCAUCUCCCAGAGAGCAUCCACUGCCUCAUAACUCAUCAAGAAAUCCCAAACAAAGCUCUUGUUCUCGUCAGACCGUUAAACAAAUCAAGGAUGACACAUAGCAAAGCCUUGCAUCAUCAGCUGAUGCUUGAAACCAUAGAUCCUCUAUGAGCUCCAACCUCGCGAAGUUUUUCUGGAUACCCCGGCUGGCAUUGGUACAUUAGUCAUCUGACGCUCUUUUAACUUGGAUAUGGCUGAGGACGCGGUUGUCCUGGACAAUGCCCCAAGGGCUCAACACCACAAUGGCGAACCAUGACCUCGAGCAUUGAAAAACUCCGAUGGAUCUCGCAGACGUGCACCGAGAUCGUUGGGGCGUUUGGCCUUAUACACCAACAAUGGGACCGGUUUGAAUUAAUAUGCUACAUGAUUUCUCAAUUCCUUGGUGACUUUUUCUUUUGUCUGUCCGGAUAAUGUAUGCGGCUAGUUAUUAGACCGUU